GGCUGCCGGCUCUCAGAUCGGGAUGAUAGUCAAUUCCUUCACUAACGUCACUGUGGCCAUGAUCAUUGCCUUCUCCUUUAGCUGGAAGCUGAGCCUGGUCAUCUUGUGCUUCUUCCCCUUCUUGGCUUUAUCAGGAGCCACACAGACCAGGAUGUUGACAGGAUUUGCCUCUCGAGAUAAGCAGGCCCUGGAGAUGGUGGGACAGAUUACAAAUGAAGCCCUCAGUAACAUCCGCACUGUUGCUGGAAUUGGAAAGGAGAGGCGGUUCAUUGAAGCACUUGAGACUGAGCUGGAGAAGCCCUUCAAGACAGCCAUUCAGAAAGCCAAUAUUUACGGAUUCUGCUUUGCCUUUGCCCAGUGCAUCAUGUUUAUUGCGAAUUCUGCUUCCUACAGAUAUGGAGGUUACUUAAUCUCCAAUGAGGGGCUCCAUUUCAGCUAUGUGUUCAGGGUGAUCUCUGCAGUUGUACUGAGUGCAACAGCUCUUGGAAGAGCCUUCUCUUACACCCCAAGUUAUGCAAAAGCUAAAAUAUCAGCUGCACGCUUUUUUCAACUGCUGGACCGACAACCCCCAAUCAGUGUAUACAAUACUGCAGGUGAAAAAUGGGACAACUUCCAGGGGAAGAUUGAUUUUGUUGAUUGUAAAUUUACAUAUCCUUCUCGACCUGACUCGCAAGUUCUGAAUGGUCUCUCAGUGUCGAUUAGUCCAGGGCAGACACUGGCGUUUGUUGGGAGCAGUGGAUGUGGCAAAAGCACUAGCAUUCAGCUGUUGGAACGUUUCUAUGAUCCUGAUCAAGGGAAGGUGAUGAUAGAUGGUCAUGACAGCAAAAAAGUAAAUGUCCAGUUCCUCCGCUCAAACAUUGGAAUUGUUUCCCAGGAACCAGUGUUGUUUGCCUGUAGCAUAAUGGACAAUAUCAAGUAUGGAGACAACACCAAAGAAAUUCCCAUGGAAAGAGUCAUAGCAGCUGCAAAACAGGCUCAGCUGCAUGAUUUUGUCAUGUCACUCCCAGAGAAAUAUGAAACUAACGUUGGGUCCCAGGGGUCUCAACUCUCUAGAGGGGAGAAACAACGCAUUGCUAUUGCUCGGGCCAUUGUACGAGAUCCUAAAAUCUUGCUACUAGAUGAAGCCACUUCUGCCUUAGACACAGAAAGUGAAAAGACGGUGCAGGUUGCUCUAGACAAAGCCAGAGAGGGUCGGACCUGCAUUGUCAUUGCCCAUCGCUUGUCCACCAUCCAGAACGCGGAUAUCAUUGCUGUCAUGGCACAGGGGGUGGUGAUUGAAAAGGGGACCCAUGAAGAACUGAUGGCCCAAAAAGGAGCCUACUACAAACUAGUCACCACUGGAUCCCCCAUCAGUUGACCCAAUGCAAGAAUCUCAGACACACAUGACGCACCAGUUACAGGGGUUGUUUUUAAAGAAAAAAACAAUCCCAGCAGGAGGGAUUGCUGGGAUUGUUUUUUCUUUAAAGAAGAAUGUUAAUAUUUUACUUUUACAGUCAUUUUCCUACAUCGGAAUCCAAGCUAAUUUCUAAUGGCCUUCCAUAAUAAUUCUGCUUUAGAUGUGUAUACAGAAAAUGAAAGAAACUAGGGUCCAUAUGAGGGAAAACCCAAUGUCAAGUGGCAGCUCAGCCACCACUCAGUGCUUCUCUGUGCAGGAGCCAGUCCUGAUUAAUAUGUGGGAAUUAGUGAGACAUCAGGGAGUAAGUGACACUUUGAACUCCUCAAGGGCAGAGAACUGUCUUUCAUUUUUGAACCCUCGGUGUACACAGAGGCGGGUCUAUAACAGGCAAUCAACAAACGUUUCUUGAGCUAGACCAAGGUCAGAUUUGAAAAGAACAGAAGGACUGAAGACCAGCUGUGUUUCUUAACUAAAUUUGUCUUUCAAGUGAAACCAGCUUCCUUCAUCUCUAAGGCUAAGGAUAGGGAAAGGGUGGAUGCUCUCAGGCUGAGGGAGGCAGAAAGGGAAAGUAUUAGCAUGAGCUUUCCAGUUAGGGCUGUUGAUUUAUGCUUUAACUUCAGAGUGAGUGUAGGGGUGGUGAUGCUACCAUUACUGUGAGGACCUACCAGUGUGGCUGGAGCAGGGACUCUCUCCCAGGCCUUUUACUCCUCAGCACCUCCCUGCAUACUGAUUGUUGUUUUUAGUUUCUGUGAAAUUAUAUUCAUGAAAUGAAAAUAGCGCAUUUUACUUUGCUGUAGUUUCAUAAGGUUUUAUACAAAAAAGCAAGUAAAUAUGGCAGAAAAGCACUCAUUUGCCCCUGCUCCCUCAAAACACCACAGAAUGACAUAGAACUAAAGGCGGCAGGAAUCUACAAGAAUGAAGAAAACACAGUGAUGCCACCUGCAAAAUCUUGGGAGCCAGAAAGCAAAUGGACAAUUGAUAAUAGAGUUACAAGAUGAGAGAAAACAAAAAUGUAACCUGUUAGUUGGGGGAGCCUAGAAACAUCCUGUUUUGUACCACAGACCCCUAGAAAGUUUCAAGAUGUAAAAACACUGGAUCCUUCUGGAAGGAGGAGACAAGGGGACAGAGGGACUGAAGACAGAAGAAUGGACCAAAAGCCUGUAUGGAAACAGAAUUGCAGAGCCCCGCCUGCAGCAGGAUGGCUGCCUUUCCCCAGUUCCAGCGAGAAACUGCAUACUCCCUCUCUGAGGAGGCUCACAGGGAGGUUUGCACUUAGAGACACAAGAUGAAGUUGAAGGGGCAGCUAACAUACAAGAGACAGGGGGAUUGAAUGUAAAGCUGUGUAUGAACAGAAGAACUCCCAGCCCCUCUCUUCUGGCAGGAGAUUGAAGAAUGAUUUUCUGGGGAAAUUGGCCAAUCUUAGAAAAGAGGUCGGGCCAGGCGCUGUGGCUCACUCCUGUAAUCCCAGCACUUUGGGAGGCCAAGGCGGGCGGAUCAUGAGGUCGAGAGAUUGAGACCAUCCUGGCUAACAUGGUGAAACCCCGUCUCUACUAAAAAUACAAAAAAAUUAGCCGGGCGUGGUGGCGGGCGCCUGUAGUCCCAGCUACUCAGGAGGCUGAGGCAGGAGAAUGGCGUGAACCCGGGAGGUGGAGCUUGCAGUGAGCCGAGAUCGCGCCACUGCACUCCAGCCUGGGCGACAGAGCGAAAAAAAAAAAAAAAGAAAAAGAAAAAGAAAAGAGGUCAAGGACUCCGUCCUUGGAAUCCUAAGAAAAUUUUCCAGCCGUAUUACCCUUCUAUGAAGCCCACCUGUCAACCAACAAGCACCCACUCGAUCAGAGCUUCCCCAGGCUUUUUGGUGUCUCCUCCUUGCAUGGGAAUUGACUUCCAAGGACCACCAGACACUGAGGAAGUAUUUUAACAUAUAAAGCAAAAGCAACAAUAGGGCAGCUGGAGAAAGGAAAUUAGAAGUAACAGAGCCAAUGCAGUGAUUAGAAAAACACUCAAAAAAUGGUAAUAAAUGUGUUCAAUGGGUCAAGAGAACAUAUUUCCAUCUAUUUAAAUAAAAACAGGAAUCAAUAAAAGUGAACAUACAAAAAAGAGCUCUUGUCACAGAAAUGAAAACCUUGGGAGCAGGACUGCACCCACGGUUCCCACCAACCUAUCCUGCCAUCAUGUUUUCUCCCUACUCCAGCUUCCUCCCAAGCUCACUCUACGUAGAUGGUUUUUCUUCCCUUAGCCAACAAACGAAAUUCUGCCUAUAAAUUAAGCCAGGACACUAGGAUAUGGAGGUAUAUUAUUUAUGUCUCUUUUCCAGUGUUUCCUGGUAUAUAACAGCAAAGAUGGUUUAGCAAGUUAACUGGUCAGGCCAGAAUUCUUGAUGGUUGCCAAGUCAGGAGGCAGACGGUGAAGGAAUGCAUUCUGGUUAUGAAAAAUGGCAAUGACGAGUAAGUUGCAGAGUAAAGAUGCCUUUUAGAGGAAAUUAAGGUUUGCAAUAAAUGCAUGCUAAUCCUCUAAUUUUGAUGAAAGACUAAAGCUCUUGUUUUGGUUUGCAUUUCAAAGAGCAAGAGCAUAGGCUCUUGUGCUGGGAGGUGGCCAGUUUCCUGGAAAGGAAUUUAUGGAGUCUGAAAGAGGAAUUAGUACAAAUUAUAUUUUCAAAUAAGAUACUUGAAAGUUAUUGAUGACAGGGAAAAGAUUGUCUAAAGAGGGCUUGAAAUUGGGGAAAUAAUUGAGGCUCAGUGACAAAGGAGAAGAUUACAACUUCAAAAAUGAAUAAAUAAAUAACAUUGCAUGUUUAUUUUACAA
Molecule: messenger RNA, 4198 nt
Organism: Homo sapiens (human)
Lineage: Eukaryota; Metazoa; Chordata; Mammalia; Primates; Hominidae
Gene: ABCB11
Product: ATP binding cassette subfamily B member 11
Biological process (GO): canalicular bile acid transport; bile acid and bile salt transport; lipid homeostasis
Cellular component (GO): apical part of cell; recycling endosome membrane; endosome
Molecular function (GO): ABC-type xenobiotic transporter activity; ATP binding; canalicular bile acid transmembrane transporter activity
Source: RefSeq, marked reviewed